AUGGACGGUUUACCUAGAAAUUCUAAUAAAGGGUCUUCCGUUGUAAACAAGGUUUGUAAUACGGUUCACAAAGUGAUUAAAAACCAAUCAAAACCGCAUUUUGAUUGCGUAGAAUCAGCACGAAGACCUGUGCCACAUAAUGAAGAGAUUCCCGUACCAGUAUGUACCACAUUGCCAGAUGUUUCGAUGUUAGAAGUAGAAGAAAUUGAGGACCAGUACAGUAACAGCAGUGAAAGUGAAUAUAAGGGAAUACAAUCAACUCCCCAGCAGUUUUCCCAAGAAGAACUGAAUGACCUGAUACGGGACCUCGGUCUAUCAAAGCAAACAUCUCAACUUCUAGCAUCCGUUAAAAGAUAA
Messenger RNA from Psylliodes chrysocephalus, 357 nucleotides. The record is from the annotation of a GenBank genome assembly. NCBI's taxonomy places the organism in Eukaryota, Metazoa, Arthropoda, Insecta, Coleoptera, Chrysomelidae.